CUUGCCCAACCCCAGCUGACAUCAGCUCUAGGCUGUUAAUCGAUUUGACGAAGGUUUCCAGUACAGAGGUAGGAACAUUCGCGCACGCUACUACGACGAGCGCAAAUUUCACGCUGGCACAUACGACCAUUGAUAGCAACGCUACUCUGAUCAGCUAGAUCUGUACGAUUCCUAGGAUGGCCAAGUCUCUGAAAGCCGUUUGUAACAGUCACACAACUAGCGCCUGCCGGAAAUAGCUAUGCCUCACCUUCACUGUACACGUGUUACCAUCCUUCUAUGCUUGAAGCCUUCUUCUUCACCUAGGCCCUUCCCAGUCACGUUACUCAUCCUGCCAUGUCUGGCCUUAGCUCAUAGACAACGAAAUAUGCCUCACUUCGCUCUUGCCGCAAGAAGCACACUGAAGAUCCUGACAUUGAUGUCAAACCAGGCAGCAUCAUCCAGGGCUUGCUCGAUUGGCAGCCCAAAUUCUCGAGGUUUCAGUGGUGGACAAGGCGAAGAAGACCACGAAGGGACGCAAGUGCUUCAGGGCGGGACCGUCGAUGAAGAGGUCUGCCGCCAUUCGAGAACGUACUUGCCAGCGCACUUGCCAGCGCUACGGCUGGUAGAUAGCUGCCAGCACGGAUCGAAUCCAUCACUGACGCCUAAGGGAGGGCGACGGCUCAAUGAAUGGAUCGGAUGAGAGGAAUCAGGGUAUAACGUUUAUGUCUACAACUUAAGAUCUCGCACCCAGAGCCAGCUUUUCCACACCAUCUCGUCAAUGUACAAUAUGUUCACGCUCCACUAUGGCUUGUGCGCAACAUGCA
Molecule: messenger RNA, 803 nt
Organism: Didymella exigua CBS 183.55
Lineage: Eukaryota; Fungi; Ascomycota; Dothideomycetes; Pleosporales; Didymellaceae
Exons: 1
Coding region: 239-679 (146 amino acids)
Source: RefSeq, a predicted model, not a curated record